AGGUCUUUCAGGCACCAAACCACGCGCUACCUGACCUCCAAAAUAGAAAUCCCAGAGGAGAGGUCACAAGCGAUCUCCAGCUCUCUAAGCGAGGUUGAUGCUCUAGCCCAAUCGUUAUUCUUUAAAAUACCCAACAUUCUCCUUUAUCACAUAUCCUCCCGCUUUCCCAUCUUUAAGGUGUGUCAACGACCAUGGAAGAGCCUCUCCUCCAUAAUCCCUCCUCCUCCACCACCACCACCACUGAUGACAUGGAGGAAACCUCCUCUCUCUCCUCACUCUCCAGCACUACAACCAUCGUUAUCCGUCUAUCGACGAUCAUCGCCGUUGCUGCCAUCUCUCUCUGGGCGAACUAUGAAGCCUCGAAAGGCUUCCAAAUCUCCAUCGUCAAGGCUGCCGCCGGAUCUCACGCCGGCCACCGUUUCAACCUUAUGUUCGUCUCCAACGGUAGAGCUGCCCGAAUAGUCCACCAUGCCGGUCAACUCGUCGAGCGUGCCCUCUAUCCGAACAAUCUUUAUCCCCGAAAGCCGGUCGACCGCGUCACCCUCCGCAUGGCCAGCCACAAUCUCACCACCACCGUGUCGGUUACCUCCGGCGUUGGCCCCGCCGACUUUAUUAUCGACUUGAGCCCAAGCCUCAUGUCGAUGCCUGACACGAACGCAGCUUUGGCCUCGGCGGUGCAGCGGGGCAUGGCCCGUGUCUGGCUUUGGGACGGGGGCGGCACGGCACCGGAGCCACUCCUGGAAGCCAUGGUGGACUACCUCGCCAUGAUUGCCGGCUUCGCUUCACCUACUCAGGUAAUCACCAAUGAAGUUUCCCAGGAAACCGAUGGAACGUGCUGGUCGGGGGAAUUCUUGCGGCACUGCGAGGGGCGGCGGCAAGGAUUCAUCGCGAGGUUGAACGGAGCGAUGAGAGGACGUUGGUCGGAGGUGAUGGUGGAUGCGGCGCUGGGCUCGCCGGUCCGGCGGAUGUGCGCGGGCUACCGGUCGUCGACAGGUCAGUUCAGGGAAUCUUCCGAUGCCACGCUGGAAUCGGUCGAGUUGAGACAGGUCAUGUGAGCUGGAGGGGAGGGCAUGGGACUACUGAGAAAAGAAUUAAAGUUUUUCUUUCCCUCAUCAUUCAUGAUGUGCUGUAAACAUCUUACGUCGGUGAUCGAAGGAAGCACAUUUCGUUCUUUUAUCUUAGGAGCUGGCAAUCAUUAUAAUAUCUUUCUUUCUUUCUUUUUUUUUGAUAAGAGGCAAUCAUUAUCAGAUCGAGAAUAAGUUUAAUUCAUGCCUCUCUUUUUUUUUUUUCUUUGUGAUUUUGUCUCCUCGUGUGAUUUUGCAUGUGUUUCUAGAUUCUUAGAAAAAGAUUGCUGCCAACCUUGACAGAGUAAGAUAACCACUCUAAUGUCUAGAUUUCAAAUAGGGAUUUGAUAGGAGAUGCACCCUUGUGGCAUUUGUUGCUCGUCACGUUGGACCUUGAAACUGUAAUUGGUCUGAUGUCCAUUGGAACAUUUAGGUACAUGUUUGAUUUUCUUUCUUUGGAGAGCUCCGUGCCUGCGUCUUACCUACUCAUAUACGGUUACAUUUGCAAAUGGUCUGCUCCAAUGCUGCUGCAGUCUCUUCACAGCUGCUCCUUCCAGUGGCAGACACACUCUGUAUCUAUUUCAAGCAAUGGUCGUCCCAACUGCAGCUAAUUAUUACCACCAUCAUAGCCACGCCCAGCACCUGUCACUAUUUUCUGAAGCUGCAUCCUGACUUAUCAUGUGGCUGCAGGUCCCCCUCCUACUUUGUACAAGUUUGUACUUAUUUUUUUUUUCAUAUUCUUGUUUGUUUGUGUUUGUGUACUGCUCGUGUAAACAGAUCUAAUUUUAUCUUAAUACAACUUCUGGCGACUUAGCCGCA
Messenger RNA from Elaeis guineensis (African oil palm), 1883 nucleotides. RefSeq lists its product as uncharacterized. The record is from RefSeq and is a predicted model, not a curated record. Lineage: Eukaryota; Viridiplantae; Streptophyta; Magnoliopsida; Arecales; Arecaceae.